Apodemus sylvaticus (European woodmouse) is the source of this 4060-nucleotide messenger RNA. RefSeq names its product zinc finger protein 397 (gene Znf397). The transcript has 4 exons. Gene Ontology annotation, molecular function: RNA polymerase II cis-regulatory region sequence-specific DNA binding; DNA-binding transcription factor activity, RNA polymerase II-specific. Gene Ontology annotation, biological process: regulation of transcription by RNA polymerase II. Lineage: Eukaryota; Metazoa; Chordata; Mammalia; Rodentia; Muridae. The coding region runs from base 180 to 1754 and encodes 524 amino acids. The record is from RefSeq and is a predicted model, not a curated record.
CGACACACAGCUGUUAAGACUGGGAAAUCUGAUUAUGGAACGAUGCGUGAGAAGCGAGAGACGUGACAAUGGAGCACAGCCGGCGGCAAACCCGAGGGGAACGAAGAGAUUCUUAGGAAACUCCUCCCCAAGCACAAAACCCACUGUACUAAGCUUUUUGUAAGUUAUUUCAGCCCAGAAUGGCUGUGGAAUCCAGAGCAAUUUCAACUUUAAAACCUCAGGAACAUCAAGAAGAAUUAAUACUAGUCAAAAUAGAAGAUAGUAGCUUCUCCUGGAGUCAGAAAUGUAAACAGAAUGGGAGUGCCCAAUCUUGCCAAGAACUGUUUCGCCAGCAAUUCAGGAAGUUUUGCUAUCAUGAAACUCCUGGGCCCCGAGAGGCUCUGGGACGACUCCAGGAACUCUGCCAUCAGUGGCUAAUGCCAGAGUUGCACACGAAGGAGCAGAUCCUGGAACUGCUAGUGCUGGAGCAGUUCCUGAGCAUCCUACCUGAGGAGCUGAAGAUAUGGGUUCAACAACACGGUCCAAAGAGUGGGGAAGAGGCUGUGACUCUGCUGGAGGAUUUGGAGAAAGAGUUUGAUGAUCCAGGGCAGCAGGUCCCAGAUACUCUACAAGGACCAUCAGUGUCAUGGAAAGAUUUGACGUAUCUCAAAACAUCCCAAGAUUCAACAAGCAUCCAAGUCCGGCCUUUGAAGACACAGCUGAAAUCCUGGAAUCCUUGUCUUUCCUCUAAAAGUGAUUCUAAGAAUAAUGAAACAGCAAAAGAGGACAUUUCAGAAGAGAAAGCACCAGAACUCUCUUGGGAUCCUUCAUUUAGAGGUGUCAGGGAGCACAAAAGCAAUUUAGAAUGGCAGCAAAGAAGUUCCCCUCUCCACAGGGGCAGUUUUAGUCAAGUGAUUUUCACACACAAAUCCUUAGCAAAGAGAGACCAUGAUGAUGAACCUGAAAGAUGCUUGAUUCUAAGUACAAACUCUGUAACAUGUCAGAAAGUUUCUACAGAUGACAGGCCUUACAGAUGUGAUGUAUGUGGGCAUAGAUUUAAACAACAUUUCUCUCUAACACAACAUCAGAGAAUACAUACUGGAGAAAAGCCCUAUAAAUGUAAUCAGUGUGGGAAGGCCUUUAGUUUGAGGUCAUAUCUUAUUAUUCAUCAGAAAAUCCAUAGUGGUGAAAAAGCCUAUGAAUGCAAUGAAUGUGGAAAAGCCUUCAAUCAGAGCUCAGCUCUCACUAGACACCGGAAAAUUCAUACAGGUGAGAAAGCUUGUAAAUGUAAUGAGUGUGGAAAAGCAUUCAGUCAAAGUUCUUACUUAAUUAUACAUCAGAGAAUUCACACUGGUGAGAAACCCUACGGGUGUAAUGAAUGUGGGAAAACCUUUAGCCAGAGCUCAAAGCUUAUUAGACAUCAGCGAAUUCAUACAGGAGAGAGACCGUAUGAAUGUAAUGAAUGUGGAAAAGCUUUCAAACAGAGCUCAGAGCUGAUUACCCAUCAGAGGAUACAUAGUGGAGAGAAACCUUAUGAAUGUAAUGAGUGUGGAAAAGCCUUCAGUCUGAAUUCAAACCUCAUAAGACAUCAGAGAAUCCACAGUGGAGAGGAGCCUUAUCAGUGUAAUGACUGUGGCAAAACCUUCAAAAGGAGCUCAGCACUUGUUCAACACCACAGAAUCCACUCUGGGGAUGAAGCAUAUAUAUGUAAUGAAUGUGGGAAGGCUUUUAGGCACCGGUCAGUGUUGAUGCGCCAUCAGAGAGUCCACACUUAAGUAACAAUGACUCAUGAAUACAUCCAUAUAUUUAUCUCUAUCAGUCAAAAGGUUGACUUUGGAGCAAGAUUCCAUAAAGAUUCCAACAAGUCUUUAGUCAAUCUAACUUGCUUUGUGCAGCACUUCCCAAAUGCUAAUGAAAUUUUCUUUGAAAUUUCCUGUGACUUACUGGAAAAAGAUGUAAGACCAUUACUUUGAGCUUUGCUCUUAACAUUAGGAAUACUCAGGAAAACAAAAAGAAGUAAUGCAAUAUUGAGACCGUCAUUCUGCCACUACAUCUGAUUGUCAGUGUACCAGGUUUGUGAGGCAGUAUAGUUGGCUUUAAGAGACUGCUUGAGGAACUCAGAUUUUACUCAACAGUCAACAAGACAAGUGAGAAAACAGUUUGAUUGAUGAUUUGUUGAUCCGAAGACAAGCCAAAAUGAAAUGAGCUUGAAAAGUAAAAGAUACAAGUGAAGAGUCCCAUCUGUUCCCACUGCCAUGCUGGAACUAAUUUAGGGCUUCACAUGCUAGGCAAGUGGGCAGUCCUGUUAGUAAUAUUUGUUUUGUGUCAGGAACUAAAAAUAUAAAGGGGAAGGGAUGAUUUCUACAGUCUAAUAAGGACAGUGUCAGUUUAUUAUGACGUUUAGGAGUGCUGCUUAUGUAUUGUUCCCAUUUCCUUGUCCAAGAACUUGGAGAAAGGAAACUGAAAUGAUAUGGAGAUUAAGGAGUUAACCAGGAAGGAAAGCCAGGUAACAAGAAAGGAAGAGAUCUUUUUGUUUAAUGGCAGAACAAAACAUGGAACGUUGCCUACUGAGUUCAGAAUUGGCAUCAUGUCUUUGAGAAGUAUGACUGCAGGCAGACUCUCAAGCACUGCACAUGAGCCUAUGAAGAUAAAGACCUCAAGUCCUUAGUCACAGCACCAUAAGGAGUUUUGUCUUGGUCAGUGUGGCCUAAUGGAGAAGGCUAAUAAGUGGUUUCCUGGCCCAAACUGAGACAACAGAGUUCUUUAGAAUAUUGGAGUUGAUGUGUUAGAAGAUGUCAUGGCAACUGUAUCUAAAACUGCUUCAUCAUUUCUCCAUCUUAGCAUGACUGCCUGCACUCAGGUGCUCAAAAAUUGUCAGUUUCUGGGUCUUUGGCUUUUUCUCCUGAUAUCUCACACAUGUCUUAUGUUAGCAAUAUUUAGCAGUAUCGUGAAAAAAUGUAAGCACCAUGCUAGAGAAGGGACAACAAAAGUGGUAAUUACUGUUAGUCAGGAAUCCAUCAGAAGAGUACCGUAAAGCUAGUGCACAGUGCAAGGGAGAAGUUGAUGGACUCAAGCCUCCUUAUCCUUGUACUCUGUCUGGACAGUUGAGACAAAGGUUGAUGCAUUCCUGGCCAAUUUAAGCUACAUAAUAGGACCUAGGACCCCAUCUCAAAAUACUGGGAAUAGUUUGGAGAAAUAACAUACCAAACUCAAAUCUAUGUAGAAACAGAAAAAUAAUUUUUAUGAGGAUACAAAAGUAAUAUUGUCUUGGACAUUUAUAGGUGAGUAUGUACUGACCAAUAAAAAUAAUGAGCCAAAUGCCUAAUGUAGAUGUUAAGUAGAAUAAUGUUUACAAAAGGGAAAUACUCUGGAGCCCUUAGAUCAGAAGAAAAUAUAACAGGUGUUUGCCAAGGGCUUUGUGUGUGUGUUAGUCAUUAGUACAAAUCAUUUUGUACAUAGGAAAUAGACACCAGUAGCUACAAGGUCAGAAUUUGGAAUCAGAACCCUAUUCAGGGAACAUGUUACACUAUCCAUGAAAAAGACUCAUAACAUUUAAACAGAUCACAAAAGUGCCAGUGAUUUGUAUAUGUCCAGUCUUACAACUUACAAUCAUUGGAGUAAGAAUGAAAGUUAUACUUGUUUUUCAUAUAAAAUUAACAAGGAUUCAAGUAUAUCAGGACUCUCUUGCUGAUGGGUGUGAAUACAUCUCUGGCAAUCAAUACCAGAAGCCUUAAGCACUGCCUUUGACUUUGACUACCCAGAAAUAUACUUAAAUCAUGAAUAUGUAGUCUUACAAGCUGUUAAAAUGUGUUAAAGAGUCGUAAUAUAUUAAAUAUACAAUCUAUACAACAUGAUACCAUGUAAAACAUGUGCAUUAAAAUAAUAGAAAUAUGGGGGAAGGGGGAUGGAGAGGGCUGAGUGGUUAGAGCACUGUUUGUUCUUCCAGAGGUCCCGAAUUCAAUUUCCCAGCAACCACAUGGUGGCUCACAACUAUCUGUAAUGAGAUGCCCUCUUCUGGUGUGUCUGAAGACGGUGACAGUGUACUCACAUAAAAUAAAUAAAUCUUUUUUAAAAAUAGAAA